Molecule: messenger RNA, 438 nt
Organism: Mycotypha africana
Lineage: Eukaryota; Fungi; Mucoromycota; Mucoromycetes; Mucorales; Mycotyphaceae
Exons: 4
Coding region: 1-438 (145 amino acids)
Biological process (GO): double-strand break repair via homologous recombination
Cellular component (GO): Shu complex
Molecular function (GO): zinc ion binding
Source: RefSeq, a predicted model, not a curated record
AUGUCCAUUUCAAGAGCCAACUCAAAUGUUUUAUAUGAAGGAUUGAUAGAGGAACUCUAUGAAACUGGAACGUUAACGGACGAUUUGAAGAUCAACUUGUACACAGUUUUCAGAGAAACUCUACUGGAAGCCUUGCACAUUAUUGAUACUAAAUCCGUCACGUUGGUGAAAAGCCAACCUUCUGGAAGAAUGGUUUUCAAAGUAUCAGAACCAAGUGACGGACAACAAAAGAUUGAUGCUCGUCGUAAUUAUAUUUGCCUGAUAUACCCUCGUUAUUGCUCUUGUGAAUUCUUUCACCAAAAUGUGAUAUUGGAAAAGCAAGCCAUUUUGUGCAAACAUAGCUUAGCAGCUAUUCUGGGUAACAUACUAGAUGAAUUUGUAUUAGAAGAGAUGGAUGAUGAGGCAUUUGCAGAAUACUACUAUGAAGCAAUGAUGUAG